Mytilus californianus (California mussel) is the source of this 3100-nucleotide messenger RNA. RefSeq lists its product as uncharacterized. The transcript is spliced from 3 exons. Bases 266 to 1363 code for a protein of 365 amino acids. The record is from RefSeq and is a predicted model, not a curated record. NCBI's taxonomy places the organism in Eukaryota, Metazoa, Mollusca, Bivalvia, Mytilida, Mytilidae.
GGCGACACGUAUUCUUUCGAGGUUAUGCAACAAGGUUCGUUUACAGUUGACGUAUACCCCAGUUUCUUGUUUGUAUUCCAAAGAAUCUGCAUUAUCACGGAACGCAUCUUGUUCCAGACUUAUAAGAGAAGCACUCAGUGAUUUCGAAGACACAGAAUUUCAACCCUUACGAAUAAGAGGAUAUGCAUUAGGUAGAAAUUUUUCCAGGGCUAAUGUUGAUACUAUACAGUAUCUGGAAGAUAAAUCCGGAAAAGUUCUUGAUAUAAUGGAAGCACAGGAAGUCAUGAAAACAGGUGAAGGGGUUUUCACUAAACGAGUAUCAUUCAAGUCCAUGUUUGAGGAUGGUUUCCGUUCUCUUGAACUAAACAUCGAAGGAAAGAAAUGUCCAGAUCCAAGUCUUCAGUUCGUUACGGACGCUUUUAUAUUAGGAUUCUUAGAAGAGAAAGAUUUCCAUGAGGAUUGUUUGAGAUGCAUGCAUAGAAUACCUGAACAAAGAGAUAGACCUAUAAAAAAUGAUGAAUCAUAUAUUUGCACAUUAUUAGCAAAUCAUCUGUUCUCCAGGCUAACUAUUCGGUUCUCUGGACAUCAUUAUUUUUUAACAAAUGACUAUCACAAUAAGUUCGAUGUUUGUCCUUGUAUGAAAUGUGGUCAGCAGAUCAGAUAUCGGAAUACUGGAAUUGGGAGUGAAUAUUUAUGGUAUGGAAGACCAGACAUCAUGUUGUUCACUAUGGCAGGAGGUGGCUGUAAUAUUAUAUAUGCAGAAGACUGCAGUGCAGAUGACAGAGAGUUCGAUGUAGACCAAGCAGAAAAUCAGAUAAUUGAAAUUGAUUUGAAAUCAUCAACAUUACGAAAAAAGGAAAAAAUUGAGCAAGUUGUUGCACAGACAAUUACUUAUUCAAUGUACCAGAGGGUACGUCAGAGAGAAAAAGGCAAAACACUUCCUCAAGCUUUUUUAAUUCCUACUAUUGUUGCAAGUUCUGAUUACUUUGAUAUUUAUAUGUAUGAUACACAGAAUGACAUCCUGUUAAGAAAUAAAGGAGAUCCUAUUCCUAUUUGGAAUAAGAAUAAAUUUAGUGCAGAGGGUGAAACAUUAAAUUUAUCAAACAUUUUAAAAAUUUGGAUGACAUUGAAUCAUUUUACCUUAAAGCCUAAACUUUUAGUAGAUGAGAUUAAAAGUUUAAAAGGAACAUGUGAUUUUUUAGGUCGUAUUGCUCCAAAACGCUUACAUUUGAUUGAAAAAACAAUUUCUAUGCAAAAAAAAUUUCUCCCAUUAAAGGAGAUGGAAUUGGAAUUGGAUGUUCCUAGUGUUCCAUUAAAACAAAAGUCUCUACCCAGUACAUGCAGUAAUGAUGAAGAAAAAUGACAAAUCUACAUUUAUGGUAUAAUUGCUUACAUGUAUGGCGUUCAUUAUUACUGAACUAGUAAAUAUUUUGUUUAGGGGGCAGCUGAAGGACGCCUCCGGGUGCUGGAAUUUCUCGCUACAUUGAAGACCUGUUGGUGACCUUCUGCUGUUGUUUUUUUCUAUGGUCAGGUUGUUGUCUCUUUGACACAUUCCCCAUUUCCAUUCUCAAUUUUAUUUCAUUUGAACUCUGGUGGAUAGUUGUCUAACAUGUUUAACACCACCACAUUAUUUAUGUAUGUGCCUGUCCCAAAUCAGGAGCCUGUAAUUCAGUGGUUGUCGUUUGUUUAUGUGUUAUAUAUUUGUUUUUCGUUCAUUAUUUUUACAUAAAUAAGGCCGUUAGUUUUCUUGUUUGAAUUGUUUUACAUUGUCUUAUCGGGGCCUUUUAUAGCUGACUAUGCGGUAUGGGCUUUGCUCAUUGUUGAAGGCCGUACGGUGACCUAUAGUUGUUAAUGUCUGUGUCAUUUUGGUCUUUUGUGGAAAGUUGUCUCAUUGGCAAUCAUACCACAUCUUCUUUUUUAUAUAUCAUUGGCAAUCAUACCACAUCUCCAUAUUUUUAUAUUUACAUCCAUAUUAUAUUUUCAGCAAAAAAAGUUAAGGACCACCAACAUGACCAAUUUGUACUUUCCAUUACAAAAAUAUUAAAAACUCCUGUCUGAAAAUCUUCUGUAGCAGCCUUGGUAUUAAAAGUGGCACAGAGAAACAUCUUUUUGUCUGAUCAUUGACAACUCAUUUUUACUCAUUAAAAAGUUUUAUGAAGUUGAUAAUUCCAACACAUGUCAAAAGGUAUAAAACAUAAUUUGUGAAAUUUGAUUUUCGUCCCAAAAAAGAGUUAAAAAUGUGUUCUAUUAAGAUGGAUUGUGUUACAAAAGAUUUGUUUCUUUUGAACUGUUUAUUACAGAAAAUUUCAUGACUUUCUCAUUUUCAAAAAGUGGUUUUAAUAAUUAUUUAGAUUUUCCGUUAAACAUAUAUAUGCUAAAGAAAAUGACUCAUCAAAGCAAUCUUUAUUUCUGUCUUCAUAUACUGAUAGUUAAAUGGUGUUAGAAUUCAUUUAAAUUGACAGAAUGGAAUUUUUCAGGGGGAGAAUGUUGAUAUUAGAAAAAAAAUGAUAAACUUGAUUUUUUUUUAAAUGUGAUAACGUUAUAAAAGUUGGUUAAUUGUUGCAUAACACAUUAAAACCACCCUGCCAAGUGUCAUAUUUCUGGCUACAGAAGUUAUUCCUGUAGCCCUUGUAGAUAGUUUAAGUCAUCUAUAAUUUUUUUUUAGAUCCCAUACAACAAAGUAGCAGGGGUAUAUAAUGUUUGUGCUGUCCGUCAUUCAGUAUCGUCAUUUGGCAAUUUGUAAUUGUAAUGCUUGUAAUAUUACAUUUUUUUUUUAUGUAAUGUAAAGUAAUUUGUAAUGCACAUUUUCUGCAUUACAAUUACAUGUAUUGUAAUGUAAUGAUUACUUUUGUUAAAAAUCAAUGUAAUGCCUCCAUUACUGUACAUUACUUUUCAUUACAAAUUGGUUAAAUAAAUAAAAUUGCAGAAUAUUGUAAAAUAAAAAUAAAAUAAAUAAAAUAUUAACAAAAACAAAAGAAAGUAUUGAAUAAAAUUAUUGUCACAGUUAAUUACUGUAUUAAAUAAAUUGCAUCAAACUUUAAAACACAGAUAAAGGUAAGAAAUAUAAAAACUUCUUUAAUUGGCAAAGGGGGGGGGGGGG